AUGGCGGCGACGCGUCGCCUCUCGUCAUCCUACCUUCUCCUCGCCGUGCUUCUGGGCGCAGUGGCUGCCGCCACCGCCUUCUUCGUCGACGAAGCGGCGGCUGCCGGCGUCGGGCUUGGCCACGGCGCCCGCUUCGCGCGCAAGCAUGGACGUGCUGCCGCCGAGCUGCCGCAGCCGGAGCCACAACCCAAACCUCAACCUGAGCCGGAACCCCUGCCCCAGCCAGAACCCAAACCCGAACCUAAACCGGAGCCCAAGCCACGUCCAGAGCCUAAACCUGAGCCAUUACCUCAUCCUGAACCAAAACCUGAGCCUCGUCCAGAGCCUUUGCCAAAACCUGAGACACACCCUAAGCCAACGCCCAAACCAGAGCCAAAGCCCAAACCAGAACCGGUGCCCCAGCCUAAGCCUGAACCAAAGCCCAAGCCGGAGAAGCCUGAGCCUAGACCAGAACCAAAACCUGAACCAGUGCCGAAACCAGAGCCUAAGCCUGAGCCCAAGCCGGAACCAAAACCCGAGCCUAAGCCUAAGCCCAAGCCGGAACCACUGCCGAAACCAGAGCCUAAGCCUGAGCCCAAGCCGGAACCAAAACCCGAGCCUAAGCCUGAGCCCAAGCCGGAACCACUGCCGAAACCAGAGCCUAAGCCUGAGCCCAAGCUGGAACCAAAACCCGAGCCUAAGCCUGAGCCCAAGCCGGAACCAAUGCCCAAACCAGAGCCUAAGCCUGAGCCCAAGCCGGAACCAAAACCCGAACCACUGCCUAAGCCUGAGCCCAAGCCGGAACCAAAACCCGAACCACUGCCGAAACCAGAGCCUAAACCUGAGCCCAAGCCAGAACCACUGCCCAAACCAGAGCCUAAGCCUGAGCCCAAGCCGGAACCAAAACCCGAACCACUGCCUAAGCCUGAGCCCAAGCCGGAACCAAAACCCGAACCACUUCCCAAACCAGAGCCUAAGCCUAAACCGAAGCCAGAGCCCAAGCCUGAACCAAAACCUAAACCAGAGCCCAAGCCUGAACCGAAACCGGAGCCUAAGCCUGAACCGAAGCCCGAGCCAAAACCGAAACCAGAACCCAAACCAAAGCCAAAGCCUGAACCGAAGCCGGAGCCUAAGCCCGAACCAAAGCCAGAGCCCAAACCAAAACUGGAACCUAAGCCAGAACCAAAGCCAGAGCCUCAACCGAAACCGGAGCCUAAGCCGGAACCAAAACCAGAGCCUGAGCCCAAACCAAAGCCUGACCCGCCGCACAUCCCACCGGCAGCUGACAACUGA
Molecule: messenger RNA, 1272 nt
Organism: Miscanthus lutarioriparius
Lineage: Eukaryota; Viridiplantae; Streptophyta; Magnoliopsida; Poales; Poaceae
Source: the annotation of a GenBank genome assembly